AUGACAACUUGGUACUCUCUGAUGAUCCUCAAGUCAGAUAUAUGGAACUGUCAAAGAGCUCAACAAGCCAUUGAACUCUACGAACAACGCAAAACAAAGAAUGAGGCCAUGAUGGUGAAAAAGCUCGUUCUAUCAUUGCCCAGCAUAUUCUUGAAAGAGAACAAGGCUGUAUUGAGAGACAUGCCUGGCUAUGACGAACGAGAAGAAUACAAGCAAUACAUCAAGGAAAGCAUGAUGGAUGUCGGAGUUGUCUUUUGUGGUACCGAGAACAACAGAGGCAGUUGGGAUGACCGCUUAAUUAAAAAGCUGUGGGAUCAUGGAUUGUAUUCGCCUUAUCAGAAUUUCUUUCCAUCCGUUGUGUUUCUUGUGAAUGAUCCUCUCAUGACAGUGGAGGUAUAUAAUAACUGGAAUUACAAAGAUACAACCAACAAGAUCAAAGUAGGCAUCCAGCUCUCAAUUCUAUUUGGAGUCGAUGUUGGAGUUUCUGAGGACAUAUUUGCAGCUCGUUCCAAAUCAGAAAGUCAAUUCGAAACAAAUAGAAUCACUGAACUGUUGUCGGAUUGUGGUAUUUCAUUAACAGGCUCUAAUCACCUAACUUUGGAGCAGAUUAAGGGAAUCGUUGAUGAAUCUAAAAAAGGAACAUUCUCAAAAGACGAUUUCAAUAGACUCCUAAAGAGACUUAAUGAUAAUCAAUCAGCGAAUGCUGAAAUAUUUGAAUCAAAUAUAUGA
This is a messenger RNA of Naegleria fowleri, 729 nucleotides long. RefSeq lists its product as uncharacterized. The transcript has a single exon. NCBI's taxonomy places the organism in Eukaryota, Heterolobosea, Eutetramitea, Acrasida, Naegleriidae. The coding region runs from base 1 to 729 and encodes 242 amino acids. The record is from RefSeq and is a predicted model, not a curated record.